CGCAGUUCAUUUUAUUGCGACCUUCGCUCGAUCGUGAGAGCUAUGGCAUCGCACACCGUUGCACGGAAGGAAUGGGACCCUGAAGCUGUUCUGUUCAGGAAAAGAGGUGUCAAGAAUGCUCUUGUUGUCCUGAACCAGCCCCUAGGUGUCCAGAAUACUGCGUUCUUAAAAAAAGUCUGGAGUAGAGCAUCAGUGAAAAUUUGUGUUGAUGGAGGAGCCGACCGCCUCCGCACUGCAAUGGCCACUUGCACUGAAGAGCUGACUCCAGACUAUGUCACUGGAGACUUUGACUCUGUAACAAAGGAGACACUCGAGUACUACAAAUCAAAAGGUAGCAAAGUGAUGCACACGCCAGAUCAAGACCAGACCGACUUCACCAAAGCACUGGCAAUACUUGGAGAGAACACUUGUUUGAAAGUUCCACCCGUCAAGCUGGACUGGGUGCUGGCCAUCUGUGGAAGUUUUGAUCGGGUGGACCACAUGAUGUCUGCCUUUGACACUCUAUACGAGAGCGACAAGUUGUUGGAUGGGACACCCGUCUGCCUUCUCUUGGAAAACUCGCUCACUUGGCUGCUCAGGAAGGGCCAGCAUCGCAUCCUCACACCACCACACCUGACUGGAUCAUGGUGUGGUCUGAUUCCGCUAGGAGCUCCUUGCACCAGUGUCACCACCACUGGGCUCAAAUGGAACCUAGACCACUCAGAGAUGAGCUUUGGCAAGCUGAUCAGCACAUCCAAUGCCUUUGAUGGGUCAGAAGUGGUGACUGUGGAAACCAAUGGGCCUCUCAUCUGGACUAUGGAGUUGCAGAGCCGCUGCAUCACAGACUGAUAUGUCACGUCACAUGCAGUUGCAUUCUCCUGGAGCAGCUGUGCACUUUGGCAUUUUUUUUUAACAGGUUUUAACUGUAUAUACAACUGUUAGGAAACUACCGGUGUUGCGAAGAAUUUAUAUGUAUGGAUAGUUAUUGGCAAAGGUCAUCUUUUUAUAACUUUGUUUAUAGCCAUGUUACAAAAUAAAAAUAGUACAGCUUUUCA
Molecule: messenger RNA, 1034 nt
Organism: Dermacentor albipictus
Lineage: Eukaryota; Metazoa; Arthropoda; Arachnida; Ixodida; Ixodidae
Product: thiamine pyrophosphokinase 1
Biological process (GO): thiamine metabolic process; thiamine diphosphate biosynthetic process
Molecular function (GO): thiamine binding; thiamine diphosphokinase activity; ATP binding
Source: RefSeq, a predicted model, not a curated record